Cygnus atratus (black swan) is the source of this 2204-nucleotide messenger RNA. RefSeq names its product CD28 molecule (gene CD28). NCBI's taxonomy places the organism in Eukaryota, Metazoa, Chordata, Aves, Anseriformes, Anatidae. Gene Ontology annotation, cellular component: membrane; external side of plasma membrane. The transcript has 4 exons. Bases 159 to 827 code for a protein of 222 amino acids. Gene Ontology annotation, biological process: T cell receptor signaling pathway; positive regulation of T cell proliferation; T cell activation. The record is from RefSeq and is a predicted model, not a curated record.
GUAUCAUGUGCCGCGGAGGGAGGAGGAGAGAAGCUGUGUGAGCAAGCAAGGGUGCAGCCUGGCCCCACGGGGACGGGACGGCUGGUGGCGCGGGGCCCUGGGAGACCUGGAGUGCCUGCAGGGGGUGGGGACAAGGCCGCGGGCCCACCAUCAGCACCAUGCUCCUGGGGAUCCUCGUGGUGCUCUGCUUCAUCCCCGCUGCCGAUGUAACAGAAAACAAGAUUUUAGUGGCUCAGCAUCCUCUGCUCAUCGUAGCCAACAAAACAGCAAAUCUAGUCUGCAACUACUCAUACAAUGGAACAGGGAAGGAAUUUCGAGCCUCACUGCACAAAGGAACAGACAGUGCAGUUGAAGUCUGCUUUAUUUCAUGGAACAAGACCAAAUCUAGCAGUAAUUCCAAUAAAGAAUUCAACUGCCAGGGGACUUUUUAUGAAGACAAAGUAAUCUUCAAUCUUUGGAACAUGAAUGCCAACCAAACUGACAUCUACUUCUGCAAAAUUGAGGCCAUGUAUCCACCUCCAUAUGUCUACAAUGAGAAGAGCAAUGGGACCGUCAUUCACGUGAAAGAGACACCCAUCCAAACACAAGAGCCUCGGUCUGCAAUUUCUUACUGGGUUAUGGUGGCAGUGACGGGACUUCUUGCUUUCUACAGUAUCCUAAUAACUGCAAUCUUUAUUAGCUACUGGCAAAAGUCCAAGAAGAACAGGUACCACCAGAGUGACUACAUGAACAUGACUCCCCGGCAUCCACCCUACCAAAAGAACAAGGGUUACCCAUCUUAUGCACCAACACGAGACUACACUGCAUAUCGCUCCUGGCAGCCGUGAUAGCCACCAGCCGACCCACCACUAUCCUCUUGUGCUUCUAGGCAGUCACUUGCUCUUGGACAGGGAAGGACAGCUUGUCAUUUUCUCAUCAUGUUUGUUAUUACUGACCAUGGAUACCUACACCAAAGCAAGUAUUGGCUAAACUUCAGUGUUAUGCAAAAAGAAAAGGGGAAAAAAAGGGGGGGGGGGAGGGGGAGUAAAAAAGGAUUGUUUUCCAUGAUGGCUGAAAAUGAGAUGCAGCUUGUGUUGAGGGUUGUCAGUGGGUAAGAGAGAAGAAUGGCAUCAGAUCUCAGAGCUGGUCUCCUCUUAACCACUGGUGGUUUUGUUCAGCUGUUGGGGGAACCAGAACCAGAACAUCUGACCUUUCCCAAUAACUGCUCCCUUAGAUUUAGCCUGUAAUUUCUUUCCCUGAAUGUCUAAUCCUCAGAAACCAUUGUUGCUGUUAAAUAUGGAAAAUGGGGAAAAAACAAACAGUCUUCCCUCUGAGAGCAGGGCACAGUUUGAAAGUCAGGACAUGCUUGAAAGAGAUGGAAAAGUCAGCCAGAAGGCAUCCAAGCAAUUAGGCUACAGUGCAAAUGGGCCGUCAGGACAAACCAGGACUGAAAGAAAAUGACUCAACAUUCAACAUGUGAGUCUUUAGGUUGGACACUUUGUAAAUGUUCACAAAGGCCAUUUGAAGUCAUAACCAAGCAACUCCACAGAGCAUGAAACCAAUGCAUCUGAAGAAAAAAUCAGGCAGGAGAGGAAGGAAGAUCUGCUGUCAUCAUGAAAAGUCCCGUUUGUUAUGUUUGCCUACAGCAAGGGAACACAAAGCAACAUGGGAAGCAUUAGAAGAUACGGAGGUCAGAUUUGGAGGAGAACUUUACCCUCAUUUUUGAAUUUUUGUUUCUAUCCAAAAGGCACUCUGCUGCGUCCUCCUGAAAAUACAUCACUUUUUCUGGUACCAAGGCUGUACCAGAGCUCUUUUGAAAAUCGGCAUCCACUUAUGAGUGACUAAAGAUCACUUGAAUUUUUUCCUAGUAAGCAACCAACGUUUUGGGUGCGAGAGGGUCCCCAGGUCCUACCAUUGUGAACAGAGACUGCUCCAGGCACUUUGAACUUUGUGCUGACUGAGGGUUACCUUUUUAUCUAAAGAUGUUCUUUAGGGAUGCUCCGUGCUGGAGUAGAAUGAAGUCUUCAACAAAAACCUGCUUCAUACCUUUAAUUAAGCAUGUUUACAUUAACAAGGCAUCCUAAACUGUAAUUGGGGUUGUCUUAGCAUAAAGUCCCUUUUCAUACUGAGGAGAUUAGAUUUAUUUUAUAGACUACUGAGUAAACAAAUAAAAUAAAAAUAAAUCCAUACUCCCACUGAAAUAAAAUUGGGAUUGUUCAAAAUUU